Molecule: messenger RNA, 529 nt
Organism: Drosophila mauritiana
Lineage: Eukaryota; Metazoa; Arthropoda; Insecta; Diptera; Drosophilidae
Exons: 2
Coding region: 89-340 (83 amino acids)
Source: RefSeq, a predicted model, not a curated record
UCGCAGACUUGCUUAAAUAGCAUAUACAGUAGAAGUACAAACGAAAUAAAAGAAAUUUAAUAAUAUAGCUUAAAAUCAAAUCAAAUAGAUGGCAUCCGAAGAAGAAGAGGUAUACACGGAGGAGGAGAGUGAUCAGGCCAUGUCCUUCAUCCGUGAGCACGAUCUGCCCAUUUCGGAGCUGCAGUAUGCACUCAGAUAUGUCCGCAUCGUGCGCGAAAACAAAUCACUGAGCGAUCCGGUUAUGGGAACUCGGGCGCCACAGGAUCCUGUUGCUGAGGUUUCGCCACCGCCAUUUGACUGGAGUGGCGAGGACGACCAAGCCGUGGCCCGGGACCCAUAAUUGCUUUAAAUGUUGUUAAGUUAUUUUAUUUAUUUGCGUUCUGCCCUCUGCCCUCUGAUUGUCAACGAUCAAAGCACAAUUUUAUUUAUGCGAAAAAAAGGGAACCAGGUUCGCAAUAGUUGGCAAUGGCUUUUAACAAUUGUAAUGCAAAAUUAAAGAUAUUUUUUCUGUGCCAGCAGUAAAGGGUCC